Messenger RNA from Pseudocercospora fijiensis CIRAD86, 1416 nucleotides. RefSeq lists its product as uncharacterized. The transcript has a single exon. Gene Ontology annotation, cellular component: mitochondrion; mitochondrial membrane. Gene Ontology annotation, biological process: heme biosynthetic process. The annotation marks the transcript as partial. Lineage: Eukaryota; Fungi; Ascomycota; Dothideomycetes; Mycosphaerellales; Mycosphaerellaceae. The record is from RefSeq and is a predicted model, not a curated record. Gene Ontology annotation, molecular function: protoheme IX farnesyltransferase activity.
GAUGCUGGAUCAAUAUGCCUGCGAUGCGCGAGAAGGCUUUCCCGAAUACGAGAGCCGCAAUGUCGACCGUUUUCGCGAGCCGUGAAGCAACGCCAGGUCCAGAUUGCAAUAUCCAGAGAGGAAGAGGUCGAUAGGAGAUUCUUCUGGGCAAAUGCUUUCAGAAAUGGACAAGAGAAUGGGUCCAGGAAUCUGAGUCAGCCUUCGAGGAGCGAUGCGCCUGGCGAAACGAAAUCUAUAUCUACGACAGCAGACAUCACAUCAUCUGCAACUGAAGAACCACCACACCGAAGACGAAAGCGAUUAAAAGCGGCUGCAGCGGCGGCGGUUAAUGAUUCGGGAGAGAUGCCACUUCCUCCAGAUGCGUCCUCUCAAUUGUCCAGAGAUGCGGCCGCGGCACCGGCAAAAUCACUACGACGAGUGAUUUCAACAUAUCUAGCCCUCUCUAAACCACGACUGGCUUUCCUUGUCGUUCUCACAGCUACGGCAUCAUAUUCCAUAUAUCCUGUGCCAACAUUGCUGAGCACAUCCGUUACAGACGCUCCAUCACUCAGCACGCUUACACUCUUAUUCCUCACAAGCGGGACAUUUCUGCAGAUUGCCUCCGCAAAUACUCUAAAUAUGCUGUUCGAACCACAAUACGAUGCCAAAAUGAGUAGGACGAAGAAUAGGCCCCUUGUACGAGGACUCAUAAGCAAGAGAGCUGCACUCGUGUUCGCGAUUGCAACAGGUAUCAUGGGAACAGGGCUGCUAUGGUAUGGAGUCAACCCUACCACCUCCACCCUCGGAGCUACCAACAUUGGGAUAUACGCAUUUGCAUAUACAUUUUCGAAGAGGUUGCAUCCAGUCAAUACCUGGAUUGGGGCAAUUGUGGGGGCGAUUCCUCCAUUGAUGGGAUGGUGUGCCGCGGCCAGUCAGUACAGUACCACAGACGGAACGCAGGGAUCGGCAUGGGAUGAAGCAAAAGAAUUGUUGUUCACCGAACAGGCCAUUGGAGGCUGGUUGAUAGCUGGCAUACUCUUUGCCUGGCAAUUCCCGCAUUUCUUCGCGCUGGCAUAUGGUGUACGGCAGGAAUACGCAGGCGCUGGAUACAGGAUGCUGGUAUCAAGCAACAUGCCGAUGGCCGCAAGGGUAUCGUUCAGAUACAGUUUGGCAAUGUUUCCGGUCUGCGUGGGGCUAAGCUACUACCAAGUCACAGACCCAGCCUUUGUGGUCACCAGCUCGAUCAUCAAUGCCUGGAUGCUGAAGGAAGCUUGGAGAAUGUUGAGGCUGAAUGGCGAGAAAGGCUCUGCUCGGGCGCUGUUCUGGGCCAGUGUGUGGCAGCUGCCGAUUGUGCUUGUGCUGGCGAUGGUGCAGAAGAAGGGCCUUGCAGGGAGGGUGUGGAAGGGUGUGUUUGGUGAGGAGGAGGGCGAUGAGGAA